AUGCAGAUUAAAUCGAUUCUGACGUCUGCACUCGUGGCCCUUUCAUUGGGUGCGGACACUGUUGCUGCAUCAAAGGCAGCCAAACAUGGCCGUUUCUCGCAGCUGUCUCGUCUUCCGAUGGAGAAGGCAAAGAGAGCUAUCGAGACAACUCGAGACUAUGUGAGCAAAAAGGCGACAAAUUAUCGCUUCUUGAGCAACAAGUCGAAGCCCUACAAGGUGGACUCUCUGCCAGAUGUGAAUUUUGACAUUGGCGAGAUGUACUCUGGUCUCGUGCCAAUCGAGAAGGAUGACACUUCCCGUCAACUCUUCUUCGUUUUCCAACCUACCAUCGGUGCACCUGUCGAUGAGAUCACAAUUUGGCUGAAUGGUGGUCCUGGCUGCAGUUCCAUGGAGGGAUUUCUCCAAGAAAAUGGAAGAUUCAUCUGGCAGCCUGGUACUUAUCUCCCUGUUGAGAACGAGUACAGUUGGGUCAACCUGACCAACGUUCUUUGGGUCGACCAGCCCGUUGGCACCGGAUUCUCCAUUGGUACACCAACGGCAACAUCGGAGGAGGAUAUCGCCCAGGACUUUGUCAAGUUCUUCAAGAACUGGCAAGAGAUCUUUGGAAUUAAGAACUUCAAGAUCUAUGUCACUGGUGAGAGUUAUGCUGGAAGAUAUGUGCCAUAUAUCUCCGCAGCUAUCCUGGACGAGCAGGACAAGGAGUACUACGAUCUCCACGGUGCUUUGGCAUACGAUCCCUGCAUUGGUCAGUUUGACUACGUUCAGCAGGAAGCUCCCGCUGUGCCCCUCGUGCAAUCAAACGCCAAUCUCUUCAACUUCAACGAAACCUUCAUGGCCGAGCUUGCGAGCCUACACAAGUCCUGCGGAUACGAAGACUUCAUCGAGACCUACCUGCAGUUCCCUCCUCCUGGAAACCAGCCAACAAAGUCUCUCAACUACAGCUCGAUCGGCGAUUGCGAUGUCUUCGAUUUGAUCUACGAGGAGGCAUUCAACGCCAACCCCUGUUUCGAUUUAUACGAGAUUCCAACAAUGUGUCCCUUGCUUUGGGAUGUGCUGGCUUUCCCCGGUUCCCUCGAGUACUCCCCCGUCGGCGCGACCGUUUACUUUGACCGCGCAGAUGUCAAGCACGCACUGCACGCUCCCAACAUUACCUGGAGCGAAUGUUCUGAGGAGAGUGUCUUCGUCGGCGAGGGCGGUCCCGAGCAAGAGGGAGACACUUCCGCGAACCCUAUUGAGAAGGUUCUGCCUCAGGUUAUUGAGGCCACUAACCGUGUCCUCAUCGGUAAUGGUGACUAUGAUAUGGUCAUUAUCACCAACGGUACUCUUCUCUCCAUCCAGAACAUGACCUGGAACGGCAAGCUCGGAUUCCAGUCCAAGCCUGAGACGCCUAUCGAUAUCCAACUUGUUGAUCUACAGUACGCGGACGCGUUUGCCGAGAACGGUAUGACCGGUCUUGAUGGUGCUCAGGGUAUCAUGGGUAUCCAGCACUAUGAGCGUGGUUUGAUGUGGGUUGAGACUUACCAGUCUGGACACAUGGAGCCCAUGUACCAGCCCAGAUCUUCUUACCGUCACCUUUCCUGGCUUCUUAAUCGCACCCAGGAAAUUUGA
Molecule: messenger RNA, 1608 nt
Organism: Penicillium malachiteum
Lineage: Eukaryota; Fungi; Ascomycota; Eurotiomycetes; Eurotiales; Aspergillaceae
Gene: sxa2
Product: putative pheromone processing carboxypeptidase (Sxa2)
Exons: 5
Coding region: 1-1608 (535 amino acids)
Biological process (GO): proteolysis
Molecular function (GO): serine-type carboxypeptidase activity
Source: RefSeq, a predicted model, not a curated record